AUGCACCGAAGAGUUGAAUAUCAUACCGCUGUCCAAUCUUCACAACGCUUUGCUUGGUGUCCAGCGUUGGUGCAGCGCCAGUUCUGUGUUGACCAUUGGACGAGCGAUCACGUGCUGUUCUGCGUCUUUCCCUCAUUCUCCCAUCCCAUUCCCAGAAUGGUUUCGGAAGUCGAUCUAGCCGUAACAGUGCAUUAUAAGACUUCAAGCUCCAAGGCAAAACUUUCCUCGGUGGAGGAAGCGACACCUAUCAUCCGUCGAGACCUCUCUGUUUUGAAACACGUACAUCCUAAGCAAGCAAAUAUCUCCAUUGUCUGGCCAGGAGCGGUGCGCUUCUACUGGUCCUGUCUACCUGGUUCCGUGAUAUACCAAACAGUGAAAACACUGGAUUCAGACACCAAUAACAAUCCCUCCUUCAGAAGAACUCUUGACUCGCUGUUCAUCGAACGCAUCAUUGUUCGCGAAACAGAGAGUCGGCAACCUGUCUUUCAAUCUCCAGCCACAACUUUAGAGCCAGCAGUCAGCAUCAAGGCGGAACCUGUAUAUGACAUACCCAUCCCACCGUACUCUAGAGGCUCAGACGUGAUAGACGUAGACAAACCCUCAACACCACGAAUAUUGCGGCGAGAUCGGUAUAAGUCGUCUUCUGAAUCGACAAGCGAGAACAGGGUGAGUUACGAGGACUCUCACACCCUACAACUCGAGCUAUCCGAAGUUCGACGCCGAAUCAACAUAGAGAUAGUGCGGGAGCGAGCGAUCUUGAGUAAACUUGAAGCCUUGGGCGAAACCAAUAGUGAUGCCGACGACGACAUAUCCUCCGUUAAGGCGAGAUUCAGGCUACUGGAGGCCGAAUUACGCCAGGAGCGCUUGCGGCGUCACCAAGCUGAAGCUUUUGUCGACGACAUUCGCAGAGAGCAACAGACACCGUUUGUGGUUCCGGCCCUUCUGGAUGCAUUCGCGGACAUAUCUCGUCUCACAAAUGAGAGCCAUUAA
This is a messenger RNA of Mycena indigotica, 990 nucleotides long. RefSeq lists its product as uncharacterized. The record is from RefSeq and is a predicted model, not a curated record. The transcript is spliced from 9 exons. Lineage: Eukaryota; Fungi; Basidiomycota; Agaricomycetes; Agaricales; Mycenaceae. Bases 1 to 990 code for a protein of 329 amino acids.